Molecule: messenger RNA, 1957 nt
Organism: Cynocephalus volans (Philippine flying lemur)
Lineage: Eukaryota; Metazoa; Chordata; Mammalia; Dermoptera; Cynocephalidae
Gene: PDXP
Product: pyridoxal phosphatase
Exons: 2
Coding region: 31-921 (296 amino acids)
Molecular function (GO): pyridoxal phosphatase activity
Source: RefSeq, a predicted model, not a curated record
CGGGCGGGCGGCGGGCGGCCAGCUGGCUGCAUGGCGCGCUGCGAGCGGCUCCGCGGCGCGGCCCUGCGCGACCUGCUGGGUCGGACGCAGGGGGUCCUGUUCGACUGCGACGGGGUGCUGUGGAACGGUGAGCGCGCUGUGCCGGGCGCCCCGGAGCUGCUGGAGCGGCUGGCGCAGGCGGGCAAGGCGGCGCUGUUCGUGAGCAACAACAGCCGGCGCGCGCGGCCCGAGCUGGCCCUACGCUUCGCGCGCCUCGGCUUCCGGGGGCUGCGCGCCGAGCAGCUCUUCAGCUCCGCGCUGUGCGCCGCGCGCUUGCUGCGCCAGCGCCUGCUCGGGCCGCCGGGCGCGCCGGGCGCCGUGUUCGUGCUGGGCGGCGAGGGGCUGCGCGCCGAGCUGCGCGCCGCGGGGCUGCGCCUGGCGGGGGACCCCAGCGACGACCCGGGCGCCACCCCGCGCGUGCGCGCCGUGCUCGUGGGCUACGACGAGCACUUCUCCUUCGCCAAGCUGAGCGAGGCGUGCGCGCACUUGCGGGACCCCGACUGCCUGCUCGUGGCCACCGACCGCGAUCCGUGGCACCCACUUAGCGACGGCAGCCGGACCCCCGGCACUGGGAGCCUGGCUGCUGCAGUGGAGACAGCCUCGGGACGCCAGGCCCUGGUGGUGGGCAAGCCCAGUCCCUACAUGUUCGAGUGCAUCACAGAGCACUUCAGCGUGGACCCUGCCCACACACUCAUGGUGGGUGACCGCCUGGAGACCGACAUCCUCUUUGGCCACCGCUGCGGCAUGACCACUGUGCUCACGCUCACGGGUGUCUCCCGCCUAGAGGAGGCCCAGGCCUACCUGGCAGCCAGCCAGCACGACCUCGUGCCCCACUACUAUGUGGAGAGCAUCGCAGACUUGAUAGAGGGGUUGGAGGGCUGAGCUCACCAACCUACAGCCGCAGCCCCAGCCCUACCCCACUCCCUGAUCCAUAGGUGGAGGCAAUGGGUCAUGAGCCAUGUUCAGUGUUGCCAGCUCCCUGGCCCUAGUUUCUGCAGGGAAGCUGCAGGGACCCAGGGAAUGUUUGAGGGCCCUCACAACUCCCUCCCAGCAGUGGCUGGGUACUCUUUGCAGUCCCAGAAGCUCAUUGGUUCACUCUGGCCUGACCCAGCCAGGUGGCCUUAUUUCCUGCCCUGUCACCUCCCCUCCUUGAAAUCUGGGCCCUGAUGCCAACUGAGAUCUCCUCCAACCCUGAGCACUUAAUCCCCUUCCACCUCCCUGGGGCUCCUAGGGCUCUACCUGCCCCUCGGGUCCCGGCCCUUGGGUUUUCUCUUGACCAGUCAGAGGACUAAGUACCCACAGCCCAUUAGUGUCCUGAGUGGACCAAUCCAAAGCCUAAUUGAUAGUGACUCAUUGAUGUUGGGUCUUGAGUGGACCAGUUAGGAGCCUAAGUAACAAUGACCCUUUCAUAUCCUAGAGACUGAGUGGACCAAUUAGAAGGCUAGGUGACAAUGACCCUUGCAUGUCCCAGGUCCUGAGUGGACCCCUCAGGACACCAAGAAUAAUGACCCAUUGGCCUUUUAGAUCCUGAAUGGAAUAAUCCAGAAGUCUGAGAGACAGUAGCCUCUUGACAAUCUGGGUCUGAGUGGACCAGCCAGGGGGUCCAGAUGUCAGUUGACAAAUCAGGGUGCAAGUUCCGAAGACACACCUUCUCCACAAAGAUUGAUCCCAUAGGCCAUUCAGUGGCUCUGGGGCUUCUGUGGCCAGGAGCCCCACUUUUCCCUGGUCGUGAUACCCAUCCAGUGUUGACGGUGGCCACAGCUUGGAAUGGGGGGCUGUGUCCCCCUGUGCAGUCAGUGUUUGCUGCGCCACCUGUCUCCCAUGCCCACUCCCAACUAUUUAUUUAUUAUUGUGUGCCAGUGACAGUGGGGGUAGGGCUGGGCCUUCCCCACCACCUCCACCCCUGUUGUAACCAGUC